AUGCAGCCCACCAACAGCCCUCGCACCACUUGUGACGACCGGAGCUGUAGCCGCCGGGGCACGACGACCAGUAGCAGCUAUAGCACGGCCCUCCACGACGACGUCUUUGUCUCGUCAGCGGCUGGCACAGCGCUCUCGUCGUGGCCGGAGCUCAAGCAACUCACGACGGCCGUGACCGUCACGCCCUUCGAAAGCGACGCCCAGCAGCAGCAGCAGCAGCUGCAGCGCCACCGCAAACGGCAACGGCCGUCCGCGCCGCCGUCGCCCUCGUCGGCGUUCCCCGACUUGAAACUCGACUUUGCCGGCUUUGAACUCGGCAGCAGCGUGCCGACGCCCACCAACCUGACCUCCUCCUCCGGUCCGCUCUCGUCGCUCUUUGCCUCGACGCCCACCACCCGCAGCAGCAGCUGCAGUACCACUUCCUCCACUGCAAUAGGAUCAGCAGCACGUCCCACGGCGGCACUGCCCGACUCGGGCGCAGCCAAUGGCUACAACAUCGCCGACGCCUACGACGUCGCGACCGCCCACGACACCGACGUGCUGCUCUUCCUCCAGAACCUGCAGCUCCCCCAGGACUCGGCCGCAGCCGCGCGGCGUCUGGCACAGGACGGCUUCGACUCGGUCCUGGCGCUGGCGUUUGCCACUGUGCCAGAGCUCCAGCGCGCGGGGCUGACGGACGCUCCUGUCGUGUGGCGACAAGCGCGUCGCAGCUUCUACGCGCGGCAGUUCCAGGGCCCAAUGGACCUCUCGUCGGCUUCGUCUUCGACCGUGUCCAAGUGGCUCGAGCUCUGCGGCAUCCCGCGAGCGCCGAGCUUCAAGUACGCCGAGUACCUCUGCCGACUCGGCUACGCGAGCGUGCGGGACCUCGAGUUCAUCGGGCACGACCACCAGGCGCUCGCGGGGUUCAAGACCGGCCACAGCCGCCUCCUGACCCACUGCAUCGCCGCCGCCGUCGCCCUCCAGCAACAACAGCAGCAGCAGCAGCAGUUACACCAUCACGAACAACACCAGCAGCAGCAACAGCUGCAGCUCGAGAGCUACGGCGGUCAUGGCCCCAACGUCUACACGGCCGGCUCGUCCAGUGCCUUCCUCCAGCCGCUGGACAUCCAGCGCGACAACGAGUUUGACGUGCAGGCGUACGACAGUUUCCUCGACGCGCUCAUUGAGCCCACGGACGCCGAGAGGCUACAGCUGCAACAACAACAGCAGCAGCAGCAGCAACAGCGCUACGCUGUAUCGGGUCUCAGCCGCGAGGCGGACGGCAGUGGCAACCACCUCCUCAGCUCGCCGUCCGACGCCCUCUUUGGAACGGGUGCGGGCGUGACGUUUGGGGAUAGAGUGUCGCCUGCUGCCGGAUCGAACGCGCCGCUCCGGCUGCUGCCGCAAGAGCACCUGCAGCUGCUGUACGAAGCCGUGAACAUGGCCCGGCCGAACCCGUGCCGUCGGGGCAAGAAGAUCUACUGGUCGGUGCUCGCGUCCGGCGGGAUGAAAGACGACCGAUUCGCGCCGCUGACGCAGUUCACGGGCACGGAGCUGCAGCACGCCUACCUCCGGCAGUUUGAGCUCCCGGCCAACAGCCCCGUGAAGAUGGACGCGUGGAGCGAAGACAACAUCCGCCAGCUCGAGUACGCCGUGAAAGACCCGCGCUGUCGGCACCUGUCGAAGGUGUGCUGGGAGAUGCUCGCCACGGGCCGCACGGGCGUCGACGAGUACGCGCCGCUCGCCAAGUUCACGGCAUCACAGCUGCGGUCCCGCUUUCGUUCGCUCUUUGGCGACAAGCGACCGCAGAAGCUGCGCCAGAAGAAGCAGAUGAUGAAGCUCCAGCAACAGCACCAGCAGCAGUCGCCAACGAGUGGCACUGCGGUCAAGAGUGAGCGAUUGUUGUAA
Molecule: messenger RNA, 1887 nt
Organism: Hyaloperonospora brassicae
Lineage: Eukaryota; Oomycota; Peronosporomycetes; Peronosporales; Peronosporaceae
Source: the annotation of a GenBank genome assembly